Molecule: messenger RNA, 519 nt
Organism: Fusarium sp. VM40
Lineage: Eukaryota; Fungi; Ascomycota; Sordariomycetes; Hypocreales; Nectriaceae
Source: the annotation of a GenBank genome assembly
AUGUCAGUUACAAUCACAGCGAACGAAUUCACGAUGGCGACCGAGUUGACCGUCCAGUCGGAGCGUGCUUUCCAGAAGCAGCCUCACAUCUUCCAGAACUCGAAGACCAAGACCAAGAGCACCCGACCGGGCAAGGGUGGCCGACGAUGGUACAAGGACGUCGGUCUUGGUUUCCGAACCCCCAAGACCGCCAUUGAGGGCAGCUACAUCGACAAGAAGUGCCCCUUCACUGGUCUCGUCUCUAUCCGUGGCCGUAUCCUGACCGGUACCGUCGUUUCCACCAAGAUGCACCGAACCAUCAUCAUCCGCCGGGAAUACCUCCACUUCAUCCCCAAGUACUCCCGUUACGAGAAGCGACACAAGAACGUUGCCGCCCACGUUUCUCCCGCUUUCCGUGUCCAGGAGGGUGACCAGGUCACUGUUGGACAGUGCCGACCUCUCAGCAAGACUGUCCGCUUCAACGUCCUGCGUGUCCUGCCCCGAACCGGCAAGUCUGUUAAGAAGUUCUCCAAGUUUUAA